AUGUGUGAUGAUCCACCAGGAUACGAAAGCCUGGAUGUAUUAAAAAAGAAAUAUCCUCUUAUUGAUACAUCCUACGAAUCAGUAAUGCCGUGGAAGCUACCACGUGAGGGGUUUGGUGAUGAAGCAUGCACUGGUCGAGUACAGAAAACUUUGGAAGGAAUUGAGCAGCGAUUUCCCGGUACCGUGGUGCUGCUGGUCUCACAUGGAGCUCCGAUCGGUGCAAUUCACCAGAUAUUAUGUGGCUCAUGGAAAUAUGUCGGCCAAGCAACUGUGUCAAAAUUUGUCAAAAAAUCGAAUGGCCAUUACGUGAAAGAGCUUAGCAGCGAUGCAUCUCAUCUUAGUGACAAGACAAAUUUGAGACCGUGGUAA
Molecule: messenger RNA, 369 nt
Organism: Gongylonema pulchrum
Lineage: Eukaryota; Metazoa; Nematoda; Chromadorea; Rhabditida; Gongylonematidae
Source: the annotation of a GenBank genome assembly